CCAUGAAGCUCGCCUUUGCGCUCAUUUCGACGCUCGUCGGCCUGGCUGCUGGUUGCGGCGAUGACCACGACCACGACCACGCUGGCCACCUGCACAAGCGCCUCUACCCGCAGACGCAGCUCACCCCGCCGAGCCGCCCGCUCGAAUGGGGCAACCUGAACAUCAUCCACACGACCGACAGCCACGGCUGGCUGCUGGGGCACCAAAAGGCGUCCUUUCCCGAGCCGAACUAUAGCGGCGACUUUGGCGACUUUGCGUCCUUCGUCGCGCACAUGAAGGAGAUCGCGUUGCUCAAGGGUGUCGACCUCCUCCUGGUGGACUCGGGCGACCUGCACGACGGGACGGGGCUGUCGGACGGGUUCCCACCCGGCGGGGUGGACGCGCACGAUACCAACCAGUUCAUCGCGCAGCUGCCGUACGACGUGAUGGCCAUCGGGAACCAUGAGCUGUACAUCUACGCGAACACGUACGACAUGUACACGAACUUCGUGCCGAAGCUCCACGGGCGGUACCUCUCCUCGAACGUCAACAUCACCGUCUACGACAAGAACAACAACAGCGUGAGCGUCCCCGUCGGCAACCGCUUCGCCAAGUUCAAGACGCUGCUGGGCCGGAAGGUGACGGCGCUGGGCGUGCUGUACGACUUUACGGGCAAUGACGUGAAUACGACCGUGCAGAAGGUGGAGGAUAUGGUCAAGGAGGCGUGGUUCGCGCAGGCGAUUCAAGACGAGCCCGACUUCUUCCUGCUCGUAGGGCACAUGCCGGUGUCGAGGGAUAAGUGGCCGGUUGUUUUCAACGCGGUGCGCGCCGUGCACCCGCACACGCCGAUCAUCAUUCUCGGUGGGCACACACAUAUCCGGGAUUGCAACCAGCCCGACGGACGCUCAAUGGCACUGGAGAGCGGGAGGUACAUGGAGACGGUCGGGUGGAUGAGUGUUAACUUGGACAAGCCAGGGAGCACGGGGAACUUGACGUUCACGCGGAGAUACCUCGAUCCAAAUCGCGUCACGUAUCAGUAUCACACUUUGACUAGCAACUGGACGUUCGACACGGCCCACGGAAAGUCGAUCACCCAGGGUCUCCUGGACUUAGCGGAGGAGUACGACCUCUCGUACCAGUACGGCGUCGCACCGCAUGAUUUCACGAUCAGCCAGGCGCCCUACCCGUCCGAGAACUCCUCGCUCUCGCUCUUCAUCCAGAAGGCCGCGCCCGUCGCGCUCACGAUCAACAACACGCGCGCGGGCGUCCCGAAUAUCAUGAUCACGAACUCGGGCUCACAGCGCUUCGACGUGUAUGCGGGGCCGUUCACGAAGAACGACCAGCUGACGGCGAGCCCCUUCACGGACGCGUUCAUGUACAUCCCGAACGUCACGUACAGCGUCGCGAGCCAGGUGCUGCCCGCGCUUAACAACCAGGGCGCGGAGGAGCGGAAGCGCGGGCUCAGGAGCGGGCUGGCGCUGGGGAAAUUGUUGGAGGAGAGGGAGAGGGAGAUGUAUGGGAGGGGAGAAGUCGAGAUGGUAUACCGCAGGUGGCUGAGGGAGAUGGAUGAGCAGGCGAAGAGGGAAAUGAGCAGGCGGGCGACGGUGAAUGGCACCCUGGGAUAUGUUACGCACGACUCUUGCCCAGGUGUCGGAGACGACACAUACCACACUGCGCUGCCCUACUACGAUUCUCCAGACUUCAUUGGCUCGAACGCACCGGCCAAUAUCAGUGCCUCGGACCCCGUUGACCUUGUAUUCGUCGACUUCAUCGAGGACCAGCUUCUGGGGAUUCUUAAUACGGUUCAAAACGAAAAGAACUACACGACGGCAGACGUAUCUUCCUACACACCCAUACUAGCAAAUGAGGUGCUAGGGCUUUAUGCUGAGAGAGCCUGGAAUUCUACGAAUGGCAGUUCCUAA
Messenger RNA from Gloeophyllum trabeum ATCC 11539, 1901 nucleotides. RefSeq lists its product as uncharacterized. Gene Ontology annotation, cellular component: cytosol. Gene Ontology annotation, biological process: nucleotide catabolic process. Lineage: Eukaryota; Fungi; Basidiomycota; Agaricomycetes; Gloeophyllales; Gloeophyllaceae. The transcript is spliced from 3 exons. Gene Ontology annotation, molecular function: hydrolase activity. The annotation marks the transcript as partial. The record is from RefSeq and is a predicted model, not a curated record.